AUGGCUUCCACUUCUCCGUCUUUGCAGGAGAAACUGGACAAGAUUCGGUCUCCGAAUCUCCAGAGUCAGAAACAGACUGCCAGUGUCCUCGAGGCUAUCGAGGCCACCUUCAAGGAGCGCAACACACCCGCGACUCCUACCGCCUACUUCGCCGCCCUUCUCAGUCUCCUCAACAACGAGAACCUCGCGACCCCCGUCGUCUACCUCCUCGAUGUCGUCACUCCCUUCGCCCCGAAGCCUAUCCUCCAGGCCAAGUUCACCCAGAUCAUCACCAUCCUAGCGCCGGUACUAUCCCUCCCCGAUGCUGAUGCUCCCCUUAUGAGGGCCUCGAUCGGCUCCCUCGAGAGCUUGCUCCUUGCUCAAGAUGCGACACAAUGGGAGCUCGGCACCGCCCAGAUUGGCCCCCGCCGGGCUGUCGCCGGUCUCCUUGCACUUGCUCUCGACCCCCGCCCAAAGGUCCGCAAGAGAGCCCAGGAAGCGCUUAGGAACAUCUUGAAGAACCCUCCCCCGAGCCCUUCUCUCGACCAUCCCGCCGCCCCCAUGUGCGCCGAGACCGCCAUGCAGAGCCUCCGUCUUGUCGCCGAGAAGGCCGCCGCCCAGAGGAAGGAGAAGAAGACUACCGACUCCACCUUUGAUCCCGAACUCAUUCACGCCUUGCAACUCGUCAAGACUGUCGCCUCUGGAAGCGGCGGCUGGCCCAGCAAGAGCAUCGAGGCUCUUUGCGAGCUCCUUCUUAACAUCGCAAAGACCGGCAACGAGCACAUGAGCAUGGCUGUCUUUGAGAUCUUCGAGAUGAUGUUUGAGGGCAUGGCCGCCGACGAGGUCGCCUCCGCCAAGCUUCCCCGGCUGCUCGAGAUUAUCAGGGAGCUUCGCCCCGCGCCCAACGACACCCAGCUUCUCCCUCCUUGGAUCGCCAUUCUGUCGAGAGCCUACGAUGUCGCCGGUCAGAUUUCGCCCGCCGAGACCUUCCAGGAGCUGGUCGAUCCUUUCACUCUGGUUUCCGGGUACCUUGAGUCUCAGCACAAGAACAUUCGCGUUUCGGCGUCCGAAUGCUUGGUUUCGUUUUUGGCCAACUGUGUUCCCAAGGAGGCCAUUCUGGAGCCUUCGAUCUUCGACGAGAAGAUUAUCCAGCAACUAGUCAAGGUCGUCGAGGGCCUUCUCACUGUUCAGUACCAGGCUGCCUGGAUGGAGACUUUCAACGUCCUCGGUGCCAUGUUCGAUGCCUUUCGGUGGCAGGCUAACCCUUACCUCCUUUCCGUCGUCAAGAGCAUCGGCGAGAUGCGCGGCAACGAUUCUUUCGCUGGAAAGCAGGAAGCCGACGAGGUCCUUGGCAAGGCGAUUCGUGCAAUGGGUCCUGAGGCGGUCCUGAACGUGCUUCCCCUCAACCUCGCGAAGCCCGCCAAGGGUCAGCCUGGCAGAGCUUGGAUGCUUCCUCUUCUCCGCGACUACACCUCCAACACCAACCUUGCGCACUUCAAGAGCGAGUUGGUUCCCCUCAGUGCUAUCAUGUUCCAGCGUGUGAUUGAGCAUCAGGGCGAGAAGAACAUUCACAUCAAGAUCUUCGAGACUGUUGUUCAGCAAAUUUGGUCGAUUCUUCCCGGCUACUGCGACCUUCCCCUUGAUCUCACCGAGGCCUUCGAUACUGGCUUCGCUGAGAUGUUGACCAACCUUUUGUAUGAGCAGGUUGACCUCCGCUUGGAUAUCUGCCGUGCCCUCAGGAUCGUUGUUGAGUCCAACCAGGCCAUCGCCACUUCCGAUGAGGUCGAUGACCUUAUCCUCCUCGGCAGGGUCAGCAAGGAGCAGGCCCAGAAGAACCUCGAAUACCUCGGAACCACCUUUGCGGCCGACUUCCUCGCCGUUCUCUUCAACGUCUACAGCACCACUCUUCCCCAGAAGCGCGGCCCUGUCCUCCAGACUAUCAACGCCUACCUCAGCAUUAUUCCCCCCGCUCGCCUUACUGAGACUUUCAACAUGGUGUGCGAGAAGCUUGCCGAGGCUCUUCAAGAGGUUAUUGAGAAGAAGCCCCAGCAACAGCAGAAGGCCGAUCACAUGCCUUCUGCUGCUCACACUCUUAUGGAUCUGGUCGUUACCAUGUCCAUCUACCUCCCCCGCGACAGCUUUGAGGCUCUUUUCAAGAUUGCUUCGGUGGUCAUCUUCAAGGAUGAUGAUCCUCAACUGCAGAAGAAGGCUUACAAGCUCAUUCCUCGCUUGGCUGACUCGCCCAUUGGCAAGGCUGCCCUCGAGGAGAGACAUGGUGAGCUCCAGACUCUCUUCCUCUCUAGUUCCGAGAAGGUGUCGGCGCCUGCCCGCAGAGAGCGUCUUGCUGCCAUUGCUGCUCUGAUUCACUUCAUCCCCAACGACUCCCUGCACUUUAUCCCCUCCAUCCUUUCGGAGGUCGUCAUCGGCUGCAAGGAGCACAACGAGAAGGCUCGCACUACCGCUUUCGACCUCUUGGUUCUCCUUGGUCAGAAGAUGGUUCUUGCUCAGGGCUCCUUAAUCGAUAACAGCAAGGUCCCUCACAUGCCCGCAGAUGCUCCUCCGGCUACCGCCUCUAUUGAGGAAUUCUUCACCAUGGUCAGUGCCGGUUUGGCUGGUAGCACCCCUCACAUGAUCUCGGCCUCUAUCACUGCCAUUACCCGCGUCCUUUACGAGUUCCGCGAGGCCGUCAGCAAGGAGACUUUGUCCGACCUCGUCCAGACCAUGGACCUCUUCCUCACCUCCAACAACCGCGAGAUCGUGAAGAGCGUUCUUGGCUUCGUCAAGGUUUGCAUCAUCAGCUUGCCUACCGAGAUGAUGGUCCCCCGCCUUCCCACACUCAUUCCCAACGUUAUGGUUUGGAGUCACGAGCACAAGGGUCACUUCCGCUCCAAGGUCAAGCAUAUCGUCGAGCGCAUGAUCCGCCGCUUCGGCUUUGAGGCCGUCAGCAAGUACUGCCCUGAAGACGACAGGAAGUUGAUUGUCAACAUCCGCAAGACCAAGGAGCGUGCGAAGAGGAGAAAGGAGGCCGGUAAGGAGGGUGGCGAGGGUUCGGACGACGAGGCCGGUGGCAGGAAGGCCAGCCGGUUCGAGAGCGAGUACGACCACGCCCUUUACAGCAGCGACGACGACAACGAGUCGGAGCAGUCCGACGACUCGGACGCCGAGAUGACGGGCAAGCGCAGCAAGAAGGGACAGUCACAGCAGAAGGGCGGCAACACGUACAUUCUGGAGGACGAGAACGAGCCUCUGGAUUUGCUCGACCGCAACGCCCUCGCCAACAUCUCGUCCACCAAGCCGACCAAGCUCAAGAGGCACACCACCAAGUCCAAGGCAAAGACGGACAUGGACGGCAAGCUCGUAUUUGGCGAGGACGGCGAUGUCAUGGAGGUCGACGCGCCCAAGCGCGGCAACGACGACGAGGACGGCGUUGGUGCCUACGUGGCGGCGCUCAAGGGCAAGGAUGCGCCCACGAGAGGUCUCCGCGGCAAGCUCAAAUUCUCCAGCAAGGGCAAGAAGAACGACGAUAGCGAUGACGAGGAUGAUGGUAUGGACAUCGAUGAUAACACAGCCAAGGAGAUCAGGCAAAAUAUGGGCCGCGGUGGCCGUGGCGGUGGUCGUGGCGGUGGCCGCGGCUUCGGUGGCGGACGCGGUGGUGGUGGUGGUGGUGGUGGCCGUGGCCGUGGCUUCGGUGGUGGACGCGGUGGUGGUGGUGACAGGAGAGGUGGCUUCGGUGGUGGCCGGGGUGGUGGUGGCGGUGACAGGAGAGGUGGUCCUCGCGGCGGUGGUCGCGGCGGCAACGAUUCAGGCAGGAGGAAUUUGGGCGAGGGUAGGAGGACAGGUGGACCUAUGCGUGGAGGUGUUAGCAAAGGCGGAAGAGGACGGAACUAA
Messenger RNA from Sordaria macrospora k-hell, 3867 nucleotides. RefSeq lists its product as uncharacterized. The record is from RefSeq and is a predicted model, not a curated record. Lineage: Eukaryota; Fungi; Ascomycota; Sordariomycetes; Sordariales; Sordariaceae.